AUGCCCAAGCCGCCAUGUCCACCUGGGAAGGAUGAGCGGCACUUAGCACAGAAUCAAGGCGAGCGCUCUCAUUGGGGCCUCUUCGACCGCAUCGCCAAGACUGUCCGUGAUGUGGAUGAGCAUGGGCAGGUGGUGGCCUACAAAAGUCUGGCCUACAACUGUGGGGGCAAGGCCGUCGAAUUCCGACAGCCGCUGGAGGGCUCCGGGACCAAGCUCAUGCAUGGCGACUUCGCGCGCAAGAUUUCUCCCUCCGAGGAGGCGCUCGCGACCUUCAUCCUCAAGCGGCCCCGUGUCUUCCAUGCCCGGCGCGUGCUGGUCGUGGGAGCUGGCUUGGGCUUCGCUGGGCUCGUGGCCGGUGCAUGCACCAGCGCACGCGAGGUGCUGCUAACCGACGGUGAUCCGGAGGUGGUACGGGUGCUGGAGACGUCUCUGCAGCUCAACCAUGGCGCCUUCGACGAGUCCCGGGUGGCCGUGCAGCAGGUGCUUUGGGACCGCAUGGAGCAGUGGCCGCCACGCCAUUCCUUCGACCUGGUUAUAGGGGCUGACGUCGUGUACCUGGAGGACUUGCACUGGGCUCUGCUCGAGAUGCUCCUGAGGGUGCUGCGGCCGGGAGGACAGUUCCUCCUCUUCGCAUCGCGCCGAAAUGGCUCCCUGGAGAAGUUCCUGGCAACAUCGAAGUCGGUGUUCUCCACCGUGGAGGUCUCAACGGACUACGAUCCCGACGUGGACCAGGCCAUCGGCCGGAGCUCCAAGUGCUUCCCUGUCUUCGCAAAGCUCUCUGUGCCCGCAGAGGAGGCCGAGGACACGCAGGCAGUGCUGGAGUUGCGACGCCAGUUUGCCGAGCGGCAUGCGGCCGAACUGCGCAAGGCCGAGCGUGCUGAGCGACGUCGCGUCAAGGCGAAAGCGGCUCACCGUGCCAGGAGCCAGUCUCUUCUGGCAAGACGCGAACGCCGACUGCAGGCUCAAGAGGAGGAGGCGGCGCUGCCUCUCGCACCACCUGAGCCGAGCGAGCCGAGCGCGCCGAGGAAGCCGCUGCGGCCCACGGCGGAGAUCGAAGGGCGCUCGGAUUGGGGCCUCUUCGAGCGUGAGUGUGUGAACCAUGCAGAUUUCAAAGAGUUCACCUACAACUGCGAGGGCCACAAGGUGCGCCUCCACCGCACGCCAUCUUCCCCCCGGAUCUCUGCCUCGGCGGAGUCCCUGGCCUGCUGGGUGCUGAGGCAUCCCCGCUGCUUUCGCCGGCGCCGUGUGCUGGAAGUAGGCGCGGGUCAAGGCCUGCCGGGCCUUCUCGUGGCGGCCAGCGCGGAGGCCAAGCACGUGGAGUUUAGUGACGGCGACCCGCUGGCGCUGGAGGCCUUGGCUGAUGCGGUGAAGCUGAACGAAAGCUCCUUCGUAGCAGAUUCCACGUCAGUGUCCCGGCUGUCCUUCGGUGACGUGCUGGCUGGGAGGAAGUUCGAUUGGAUCAUCGCAUCGGAUAUCCUGGAAACAAAGGCUGUGAGGGCCUAG
Molecule: messenger RNA, 1503 nt
Organism: Symbiodinium natans
Lineage: Eukaryota; Dinophyceae; Suessiales; Symbiodiniaceae
Source: the annotation of a GenBank genome assembly